AUGGCGGUUAAGAUUCCUCCCAGCGACCUUGUUUUCCCGAACUUGAACGAAGACCGAGCCGAAAUCAGAAUCUUGGAAGUUCAGCCUGGAAGUCAGGGUUCAAACAUACAAUGCAAGUUCAACGUGGUGACUUUGGACAACCUGGAAUCCCCAUACGAGACCCUCUCAUAUACCUGGGGAGACGAAAACGAAGCAACAAAGGUCACUGUUUGGCUUGACGAGACGCCGGUUCCCGUUUCCAGAAACCUCUUUGAUGCAUUGAAGAAGCUGCGUAUGACUCAUGAACCGAGACGUCUUUGGGUUGACGCAUUAUGCAUCAAUCAGGCCGAUAAUGUGGAAAAAACCUGGCAGGUCAGCAUGAUGCACCGAAUCUAUAGCCAAUGUCAACAAUGCGCCAUCUGGCUGGGGGCCCUGGAAGAUGUCGAUGUGUUCCAUGCUAGAGCCGCCGUGGACACUUUGUGUUGGUUCGCCGGGUCUCGAGGCAAACCUGACUGGAUGGAUGAUGAUUCGGCUAGAGAUUAUGCUGCCAAAGCACUCAAAAUUCUCAUCAACCUGCCAUGGUGGGGUCGGAUAUGGACGGUCCAAGAAGCUAUCCUCCCAUCUUCCGCGACAGUGUAUUGGGGCCCGUGCGAUAUCUCAUGGGACCUAAUGCGCAGGGCGGCAGACAGCUUCUUUGACAAUCCCUCCCGGGAAAUCCCAGGAGAGUUCUGGGCCCAUGGCGGAGCUAUCGACCUCCAAAGUGCGAUGCGGGGACUUCAAUUCACAAGCAGAGAGUCUCUGUUUCAAGUUCUGUGGCGCUGGAGGUUCCGUCAAGCUACGGAUCCAAGGGACAAGGUCUAUGGUCUUGUUGGUUUUCGGCGUGACACUUCACUGCCUACGGUGAAAACCUGCGAUUACAAAAUCGACGUGAGAACCUUGUAUCAGAGGGUCACGGCUGAUCUCAUCCGUCUAUCAACCGACCUGCAACCAUUGAUCGGACGAGGAGGCGAAGUGUCUGAAAUACCUGGCCUCGCAUCGUGGGCGGUGGAUUGGCAUGGGGUGCGUGAUGAUUCGAGACGGAGCACGGUGAAUUUCUGGGACCAUCACCGGCGAUGGCAUGGUCUUGGCUAUACCGCAGAUAGAGGAUUGCGAGGCGUCGGUCAAGGCCUCAAGGUCGAGGACGAUCGGAUCCUCUACUUGCACGGCUUGCAGAUUGACCGGAUUUGUGCGGUUGAAGACCGUUCCAAAGGCACGUGUGUGGAGGAUUACGGAUCAGCUGGGUCUCUGUUUCUCACCAGUGGAGGUAGAUGGGGGAGGGUAAUCACGCAGUUCCAAGAGCAGUAUCCUGGACAACUUCCAGACAACUGGAUGAGUGCAUUUCUGGGCCUCAUCACUGGCAAGUUGAUCCCUCAAGACCCAAACCAUGGAGAUGGCAUAGAUGAUUGGAUGAAGAACAUGGUUCGUCCGCAGGCCUUGUUUAUCACCGAGUCAGGGCGUUUUGGACUAGGUCCUCGGAGCAUUCAACCAGGGCAGGAGGUGUGGGUUCUUGGCGGAAGCAGGUUUCCUGUUAUUUUGAAUCAUCGAGCCGGAGGAGCUGAUGAAGAAGGCUUUACCUUUGCUGGCGAAUGUUUUGUGUAUGGAGUUAUGAGAGGUGAGGCGGUAGAAGGACGGAGUGACGAGCAGAGAGAAAUCAAACUGUAUUAG
Messenger RNA from Fusarium falciforme, 1683 nucleotides. RefSeq names its product HET domain-containing protein. The record is from RefSeq and is a predicted model, not a curated record. Lineage: Eukaryota; Fungi; Ascomycota; Sordariomycetes; Hypocreales; Nectriaceae. Bases 1 to 1683 code for a protein of 560 amino acids. The transcript has a single exon.